AUGAUGAGGUCGCUGGAUGAAAUUUGUGCGCGAUUGCAUCAAAAGAACAGUCAGUUGCUUCAGCAGCAACAACAAAACACCACCCUUAUCGCUACUGUUAAUAAUCCGCAAAUUCAACUGACUGUCGAUACUGGAAAUCAAUCAACAUUCAUUAAUGAUGCUGAACUAUCGGUGAUUAACUACGAGAAAUUAUCCGAUUGCUCAUUAGCUGAUACGAACAAUAUCAGCAAAGUCAAUGAUGCGGGUGACGAUCGCAAGAAAGUUGAUAUAAAAUUGAACAGUAAUAAUACUGAUAGUAAUGUUAACUUGAAUGGUAACGCCAACCAGCAGACGAAUAAAGAUGACGGCUCCAAUUCAGUGAUCUAUUUUAAAGAAUACGAUCCACACAAGAAUCGUUUCAAAAGUGCUGUUAGGUACUCACCCAUUAUCAAUGCUGAUAUCUUGCAAUCACCGUUACGUUUGAUCACUCCUAUUGAUCCGAUAAACAGCGAUAAUGAUUAUGAUCAACCAAUAUUUUCAUCAAAUUUCGGCAGCACUAGCGAUGGCUAUAAGAAAUCAAAAUCUCGAUUGACACCUGUCGUGAACUCAUCCAAGGCGAUGAAGGGUACCACAGUUGAAAACAUUGGUACGAAUGUUAAUCUUUCGUCAUCUUUGUUGAUGGCUAUGUCGCCAACGUACUCGAAAUCGAGCAAGAAGUAA
Messenger RNA from Anisakis simplex (herring worm), 699 nucleotides. Lineage: Eukaryota; Metazoa; Nematoda; Chromadorea; Rhabditida; Anisakidae. The record is from the annotation of a GenBank genome assembly.